Zalophus californianus (California sea lion) is the source of this 2034-nucleotide messenger RNA. RefSeq names its product nicotinamide phosphoribosyltransferase-like. NCBI's taxonomy places the organism in Eukaryota, Metazoa, Chordata, Mammalia, Carnivora, Otariidae. The record is from RefSeq and is a predicted model, not a curated record. Gene Ontology annotation, molecular function: nicotinamide phosphoribosyltransferase activity. Gene Ontology annotation, biological process: NAD+ biosynthetic process.
AUGAAUGCUGCGGCAGACGCCGAGUUCAACAUCCUCCUAGCCACCGACUCCUACAAGGUUACUCACUAUAAACAGUACCCACCCAAUACAGUUUAUUCCUACUUUGAAUGCCGUGAGGAGAAGACAGAAAACUCCAAGAUAAAGAAGGUGAAAUAUGAGGAAACGGUAUUUUAUAGGUUGCAGUACAUUCAAAAGUACUUAAAAGGUAAAGUAGUGACCAAAGAGAAGAUCCAGGAAGCCAAAGAGGUGUAUAGAGAGCAUUUCCAGGAUGAUGUCUUUAAUGAAAAGGGAAGGAACUACAUUCUUGAGAAAUAUGAUGGGCAUCUUCCAAUAGAAAUAAAAGCUGUUCCUGAGGGCUAUGUCAUUCCCCGAGGAAAUGUUCUCUUCACAGUGGAAAACACAGAUCCAGAGUGUUACUGGCUUACAAAUUGGAUUGAGACUAUUCUUGUUUAGUCCUGGUAUCCAAUCACAGUGGCCACAAAUUCUAGAGAGCAGAAGAAAAUAUUGGCCAAAUAUUUGCUGGAGACAUCUGGUAACUUAGAUGGUCUGGAAUACAAGUUACAUGAUUUUGGCUACAGAGGAGUUUCUUCCCAAGAGACUGCUGGCAUAGGAGCGUCUGCUCAUUUGGUUAACUUCAAAGGAACAGAUACAGUAGCAGGAAUUGCUUUUGUUAAAAAAUACUAUGGAACGAAAGAUCCUGUUCCAGGCUAUUCUGUUCCAGCAGCAGAACACAGUACCAUAACAGCUUGGGGGAAAGACCGUGAAAAAGAUGCUUUUGAACAUAUAGUAACACAAUUUUCAUCAGUGCCUGUAUCUGUGGUCAGCAAUAGCUAUGACAUUUACAACGUGCGUGAAAAAAUAUGCGGUGAAGACCUAAGACAUCUAAUACUGUCAAGAAGUACAGAGGCACCACUGAUAAUCAGUCCUGAUUCUGGAAAUCCUCCGGACACUGUAUUAAAGGUUUUGGAUAUUUUGGGUAAGAAGUUCCCUGUUACUGAGAACUCAAAGGGCUACAAGUUGCUGCCACCUUAUCUUAGAAUUAUUCAAGGGGACGGAGUAGAUAUCAAUACCUUACAAGAGAUUGUAGAAGGCAUGAAGCAAAAAAAAUGGAGUAUUGAAAACAUUGCCUUCGGUUCUGGUGGAGCUUUGCUACAGAAGUUAACAAGAGAUCUCUUGAAUUGUUCCUUCAAGUGUAGUUAUGUUGUAACCAAUGGCCUUGGGAUUAAUGUCUUCAAGGACCCAGUUGCUGAUCCCAACAAAAGAUCCAAAAAGGGUCGAUUAUCUUUAUAUAGGACAGCAGCAAGGAAUUUUGUUACACUUGAGGAAGGAAAAGGAGACCUUGAGGAAUAUGGUCAUGAUCUUCUCCAUACUGUCUUCAAGAAUGGGAAGGUGACAAAAAGCUAUUCAUUUGAUGAAAUAAGAAAAAAUGCAGAGCUGAACAUCGAACUGGAAGUAGCACCUCAUUAGGCUUUAUGAGUGGGGGUGUGUGCUCGCCUGUGUGUGUGUGUGUGUGUACAUGCAUGCACGCACGCAGACACCUGCGUGUGAAUAUAUAAUAAUGUUUAUUGUACAGAUGUGUGGGGGUUUGUGUUUUAUGAUAUAUUACAGCCAAAUUAUUUAUUGGUUUAUGGACAUACUGCCCUUUCAUUUUUUUCCCCAGUGUUUAGGUGAAAUGCACUUAACCAUGUAAAAGAUUAAUGCUAAAGUAAGCUUUUUAGGGCCCUUUGCCAAGAGAUAGUAAUUCAAUCUGGUAUUGAUCUUUUCACAAAUAACAGAACCCAGAAACUUUUACAUAUAACUGAAGAUCACAUAAAACAGAUUUGCAUAAAAUUAUCAUUGAUUGCUUUAUGUUUAUAUUUAACUUGUAUUUUUGUACAAACAAGAUUGUGUAAGAUAUAUUUAAAGUUUCAGUGAUUUAACAGUCUUUCCAACUUUUCAUGAUUUUUAUGAGCACAGACUUUCAAGAAAAUACUUGAAAAUAAAUUACAUUGCCUUUUGUCCAUUAAUCAGCAAAUAAAACAUGGCCUUAACAGA